Molecule: messenger RNA, 9046 nt
Organism: Amblyraja radiata (thorny skate)
Lineage: Eukaryota; Metazoa; Chordata; Chondrichthyes; Rajiformes; Rajidae
Gene: flt1
Product: fms related receptor tyrosine kinase 1
Exons: 30
Coding region: 318-4337 (1339 amino acids)
Biological process (GO): protein phosphorylation; vascular endothelial growth factor receptor signaling pathway; multicellular organism development
Cellular component (GO): plasma membrane; signaling receptor complex
Molecular function (GO): growth factor binding; vascular endothelial growth factor receptor activity; ATP binding
Source: RefSeq, a predicted model, not a curated record
UGCCAAGUGUCGGCGAUCUUCGUUUUUUCCUAUUGGAUACCUUUUGCAUCUUCAUAUUUGUUAUUAAGGCGUAGUUGUCUCCGCAGAUCUGUCCCGAUAAGGCUGAGCCUACAAACUGAGGAACAGAGUUUUUAGAAUAGUCCUAGGAUGUUUGCACCGGGCAUCUAGAGCACUACCAUACAGCGGUUAUUUCAUAACCGGCCAUCAACGCGCUGACACAGAAGACCGAGCAAUAUCGCUUCUGAGGGGAAACCAUCGUCCUUCAAGAAAACCUUCAGCUUGGAAAUUGCGCAGCAAAGUGCUUAUUUCACUUCAAGAUGUCUUAUGCUUUAAUAUCGAUUAUAUUUUGUAGUCAAAUUGGAAGUAUAGUUACAGCGCGAUCGCCUGACCCCCUCAAUCCUGAACUUAACCUGAGAUCCAAACAACAUGUCAUUAAAAUUAAUCAGACACUACACGUGGCAUGCAGGGGAUCAUCACCAAUAUCAUGGUCCUGGCCAGACCAUGUCAUGAAUGGGACUGAAAGAAUAAGUAUAAUUAACUUUAAUAGUGAGGACCACAAGAAACCAUAUUGUAGUAACCUGACUUUGAGUGAUGCCCAGGCUAAAGAUACGGGUUACUUCUAUUGCAAUACCUCAUCUUCAAACAUUAAACAAAGAAAGACUGCAAUUUAUAUAUUCAUAAAGGAUAAACACAAUCCAUUUGUCGAGCAAUACGCAGAAGUUCCCAAAGUUCUGUACGUGAUAGUAGGACAAAGGCUACUUAUUCCAUGUAGGAUUACAGCCCCACAUUUCAAUGUCACUUUGAAACUGAAUGAUCAUUCCUUGACAAUUGAUGGAAAGAAGGUAAUGUGGGACAGCAAACAAGGCUUUGUUAUUCCAAGAACCACGCUCAAUUUUACUGGACUGCUAUCUUGUGAAACCACUGUGAAUGGAAAUACUUUUUAUUCUUAUUACUUAACACACAGGAAAGUCAACAGGAUCAACAGUGUACAGCUCAAUGUGACCAGUCCAGUCAAGAUGCUAAGUGGAAGAUCGCUCGCUAUAAAAUGCACUGUGACCACAGAACUGAAUUCAAGAGUUGCGAUUAACUGGGAUUUCCCAGGCAAAGGAAACAGAAACAAUUCCAUCUUAAAAAGGAUUGACCAGUCAGAUCAUAUGAUAAAUACGUUCUACAGCACCCUUGUUAUAGAUAAAGUGCUCACAUCAGACAAAGGGAAUUACAUUUGUCAAGUAAGAAGUGGGGAUACUGGGAAGAAAAGGAAAGCAACUGUCAAUGUUUAUGAAAAACCAUUUAUCAGUGCCAGAUGCCGGAAAUCAUGUGUUGCUGAAGUGCUUGCUGGUCAGGCAGUCUACCAUUUCCCAAUAAAGGUCAAAGCAUUUCCACCUCCGGAUGUUUUAUGGUUAAAGAAUGGACAGCCUAUUACUGAAAGAUCAAUUCGCUAUAACAUCACGGGCCAUGAACUGAUAAUAAGAGAUGUUUCAGAAGAGGAUGGUGGUAGCUAUAGCAUAAUACUGGAACUUAAACAAUGGAAGCUUUUCAAAAACAUCACAUUUACUCUCAAUGUAAAUGUAAAACCACAUAUAUGUGAAAAGGCACUGCCCACUCAGAACCUUGAUAUCUACCCAUUGGGCAGCAAACAGACUUUGUCAUGCACUGCCUAUGGCAUCCCUAUUCCUAGAAUUUUGUGGCUAUGGCAGCCUUGUGCCCAAAUUAGUUCAAAAGCACAAUGUGAAGCAUACUCAGAGACCAAAAGCAGCAUUGUUUCUCUGGCUCCACUUGGCAGCAGCACCAACGUAACUGGAAAUAAGAUUCACGUCAUUAAUGAAAGAGUAGAAUUACUGGAAGGGAAAAAUAAGACUGUCAGUGUCAUAGUGAUAGCUGAAUCUAACAUUUCUGGAAUUUAUCGUUGCUUGGCUUCAAACAAAGUUGGAAAUGAUGAAAAAACUAUUAAUUUUUAUAUUUCAGAUGUGCGCAAUCAAUUUGGAUUUGAGAUUGGCAUAGGACAUCAUGCGUUACCAACAGAGGGUGAUGAUCUGACUCUUUACUGCCGAGCCAAUAAAUUUUUAUACUCAAAUGUUGCUUGUCGUCUUCUGCGUAAGGACAAUCAUACGUUGUAUAAUCUCAGCAGUGUAAGUGAAAUAACCACCAAAGAAUAUUCGAUUGCUCUGAACUUUACCAUCAAAAAUGUGAGUCAGGAUCAAUCUGGAACUUAUGAAUGCACAGCCAGAAAUAUUAUCACUCAGAAAAAUACAGUUCAGAAGCAAGAGGUGUAUGUUAUCGCUCAGGAAGCUCCAUACCUUCUUUAUAACCUAAGUGACCGAGAAGUAAACAUCAGUAGUUCCAUUUUGUUGGAAUGUCAAGCAGAGGGAAGACCAGUGCCACGUAUCACAUGGUACAAAAACAAUCAAAGGUUACACAUUGAAUCAGGUAUUACUCUGGGACCAGGAAACAGAAUGUUAAUUAUUGAAAGAGUCAAAGAAGAGGAUGAAGGCUUAUACCGGUGCCAGGCGACUAACAGGAAAGGCUUUGUGGAGACUUCUGCUUACAUCACUGUUCAAGGGUCAACAGAGAACUCAAACAUGGAGCUGAUCACCCUGACAUGUACCUGUGUAGCUGCUGCUCUUUUCUGGCUUCUCCUGACUCUCUUCAUUCGGAAACUCAAAAAGCCUAGAUCUGCAGAGACAAAAACUGACUACCUGUCAAUCAUAAUGGACCCAGAUGAAGUACCCCUUGAUGAGCGAUAUCUCCCUUACGAUGACAAUAAAUGGGAAUUUCCUCGAGACAGACUAAAGCUAGGUAAAGCUCUUGGCCACGGGGCUUUUGGGAAGGUGGUGGAAGCUUCUGCUUUUGGCAUCAAUAAAUCAGCCACAUGUAAAACCGUUGCCAUUAAAAUGCUGAAAGAGGAUGCCACAGCCAGUGAACAUAAAGCUUUAAUGUCAGAACUAAAGAUCCUGAUUCAUAUCGGAAACCAUCUAAAUGUUGUGAAUUUGCUGGGAGCAUGCACCAGACAUGGAGAUCCUUUGAUGGUGAUUGUUGAAUACUGUAAAUACGGCAAUCUCUCCAACUAUCUUCAGACCAAGAGGCAUAAAUUUGUGUUGCACAAGGUGAAUGAAACUGCAUUACAAGCAGAUCACAUUCAAGAAAAGAUCCCUAUGGAGGGGAAAAAGAGACGGCUGGCUAGUGUUACGAGUUCUGAGAGUUCCACCAGCUCUGGAUUUGAUGAAGAUAAAACUCUAAGUGAUGUUGAAGAGGAAGAGGAGGAUGCUGAUGACUUGUUCAAGCAAACAAUGACCAUGGAGGAUCUGAUCAGUUACAGCUUUCAAGUGGCUCGAGGCAUGGAAUUCUUAGCAUCAAGAAAGUGCAUUCAUCGAGACCUGGCAGCAAGAAAUAUCCUUUUAUCUGAGAACAAUGUAGUGAAGAUCUGUGACUUUGGACUUGCACGAGAUAUUUAUAAAGAUCCUGAUUAUGUACGAAAGGGAGAUACAAGGCUCCCUCUCAAAUGGAUGGCCCCCGAAUCUAUAUUUGACAAAGUUUACAACACUCGAAGUGAUGUCUGGUCUUACGGAGUUUUACUGUGGGAAAUAUUUUCCUUAGGUGCAUCGCCAUACCCAGGAGUCCAGAUCGAUGAGGAAUUUUGCCGAAGAUUAAAAGAGGGCACAAGGAUGCGAGCUCCCGACUAUUCAACUCCAGAAAUCUACCAAACAUUGCUCGACUGCUGGCACAGUGAUCCCAAACAGCGGCCAACUUUCACAAAGCUUGUGGAGAGACUCGGAGAUUUAUUACAAGCAAAUGUUCAGCAGGAUGGAAAGGACUACACCCCGCUGGGAGACAUGCUGGUAUCAAAUAGGUUUAAUUUUUCAGUCCCAACAUCAUCAGACUCGUGCUUGGGCGAAGAAAUGGAGAAUUCAAAAUUUAAUUAUAAAUGUACGGGAAGCUUUGGAUAUAUUAACACUCGUAUGAACAAACGGCCACAGGAUUUGGAGACAUUUGAAGAGUUACCACUUGAGCUUACAACAUUAACAGAUGAUUAUCAGACUGACAGUGGAAUGGUUUUAGCUUCAGAAGAAUUAAAGUACCCGGUGUUGAUGAACAACAAGCCGAUGUGUCCACAGUAUUUUGGUUUGAAAACAACGAGCAAAAGCAAAGAGUUGGUGUUAUCUGAAGCUAGCAUUUGGAUGAGCAUGUACAGCUCCGGUUACCAGUGUGAAGAGGAAGACAACAAGACACCUGCCCGUGACAGUUUCUGCUCUCGGAGUUCUUUAGAGUCAAAAAUGAGCUGCUGCAUCCCCCCACCAGACUACAACUCACUGGCUUUUUAUAUCUCCCCACCGGUUUAAAUGGCUGUUCCAUCAAUAUUUUUUUUUAAAUCAUCAUAUUCAGUGAUUUGCACUACAUCUUGAGGCAAACUUUAUUGUCAUUGCUGUUACCCAUAUCAAAACAUAAGUGUGCUGCCCACUACCUUCAUUGUUAAGUGUGUCAGAACCUUGUGUAGAUACAUUAAGCAUAGAUAAGCUAUCGUAUUUGGAGGUAACAUAACCCUUGAGUGAAGGAGGCAUUCCUAGUGAUGGAGUUGCUAUCACACAAAGCCGGAAGUUCUGAAUCUGUUACUGUACGACAGGUAUAAUUUCCAUGUUCUCCAGAAUGGACCCUGACCCAAUGAGUUACUCCAUCCUUUUGUUGUCAUUUGUUUUGUAAACCAGCAUCUGCAAUUCCUUGUUUCUAGGUAUAAUAACAACCGGCACUUAUGUGCUUGGGAAAAGGUUUGGAGUUAGUCAUAGAAUCAUACGCUGUAGAAAUAGGCCCUUUGACCCAACUUGCCAACACCGGCCAACAUGUCCCAUCUACACUAGUCCCACCUGCCAACGUUUUGCCCAUAUCCCUGUAAACGUGUCCUAUCCAUGUACCUGUCUAAAUGUUUCGUAAACUUUGUGAUAGUACCUGCCUCAACAACCUCCUCCGGCAGCUCGUUCCAUAUACCCACCCCCUUUUGUGUAAAAGAGUUACCCCUCAGAUUAAUAUUAUAUCUUUCCCCCCUCACCUUAAAUCUAUGUCCUCUGGUUCUCGAGUUCUCUUCACAUUAUCCUAGAAACAUCUUCAAGAGCAGUGAAGACUGCAUUAAAACCUUCUGUUGAUACUCCAGACACUGAAAAACUUUAUCUGCAGGUAGUUUGUGGCAUAUCAGGCAGAGCUUUGUUACGGCUCUGUAACAUUUCUUUAUUACCCUCGUUAUUAUAAAUUAAAUUACAGGUACAUGUAAAUGUAUUUACGGCUCAUUGAAAAACCUCUUGACAACAUAAAGCUAAAAUACUCAUUUCAUAAAUAUUAUGCUUUCAGUGGAAAUGUUACCAGUGACAGAUAGCUUUUGUCGGUGCAACUUACUGAGUGUAAAUCAAAAGGCCUAAAAUGGUCUGUGACGAAACAAAAAACGUACAUUAGUUCAUACCUUGCAUUUCCCCAGGGAAUUGCAAGCUAUCUUCCAGCAAAUUCGUUUUCUAACGCCGUCACUGUUAUAACAUGGCAAGCAUAUAAAUAAUCAGUUCAUAUAUUUUAUUGCUUCUUUGCUUAAGGAAUAUUUUUUGUCGAGGGCAUCCUUUUGCAAAGAGUGCAUCGGGAUCCAUUCUAACAGACAGGGAGGUAAAUAAUGCCUUGGUCUGACAUCUCCUCUGAAAAUGAUUUUGAUGGAAAUAUGACACUCACAGUACUGCAUGAAGUGGCUGUCUAAACCAUGAACACGGUUCUUUAGUCUGGGCUCACAGCUUAUUGAGUCACGGACAAGUGUGCUAAAACUCUCUCAAUUAUAAAACUGAGUUAUAGUAGCAUCAUAACUCCUUUAACUCUAAUGUGCCCAUUUAUUUCCGUUAACUGUAAUGUGCCCAUUUAUUUAGAAUAUAUGUGGCUACCAUAGCAAGCAAUAACACUUACAAAAGCAAUUAUUAAUCCUAUCCUAAAUCAAAACUACAAAUUUGACGUAGUUUAAAAUCAGAAAUGGACAAGUUUUUUUACUGGUUGGAUGUCAUUUUCUACUAACUCUAACCAAUAGAGAAACUGAUAAAACACCUGGACAAGACCUACUUGAUAUUGUAUAUUCUUCUCAGUGAUGUUAUAUUUGACUCAAAGAAAGAUACUUAUGGGGAUUUUAUUCUCUCUUGUCAUUUCUUACUUUAAACAUAAGCCAUUGAGUUAAAAUAGCACAGGCGCGAAUCGCACAUUUAUUAGUACUAUAAAAUUAACGUUAAAACUGCUGAAUAGUUGUAUUAAUCUGAUAUACUGUGUGAAUUUUACUGUUUUAGGCUUUUUUUAUGUCUGGGUAAUGAAAGUAUUAUUUUCCUCUUCUUAGGCAGUCCUGUGGGUUGGUGGAUGAUUUGCUUCCAAUCCAUUCCGUUGUUUCCCCUGGAUUAUUGUUACUUUAUUAUUGUCACGUGUACUGAGGUACAGUGAAAAGUUUUGUUUUGCGUGCUAUCCAAUCAAUCGUCAAACUCAUGUACAAUAAAUAGACCAAGGGGGAAGAUACAGAGUGCAGAGUAUAGUUUUCGGCAUUGCAGGGCAUCAGCUCCAUAGACAAAGUCCAAUGUCUGCAAUGGUGCAGAGGUGAAUCGGAUCGUACCCUAGCAUAUGGAAGGACCAUUCAGAAGAAGAAUCUGGUGAUGCAUGCUUCCAAGUUUCUGUAUCUUUCUGAGCAGGGAGAAGAAGGAAUGACCACAGGGAGAUAAUCUUUCAUCAUGUUAGCUGCUUUCUGAAGAAUGGUGAAGUGAGGAUGGAGUCAAUGGUGUGAAGUAUGGUCUGUGUGAUAGACUGGACUACAUGCAAAACUUUCUGCAAUCCACUGCUCCACUGGUGUGUGGUCAGGGUCACUGACAAGAUCCACGACAACCUCAAAUGCAGCCAUCUCAUCCAGAGUCUUGCUCAGGCCAACUUCUCCUUCUGUCUCAAGAAAACUAAGCACUUGAGGUCCCUGCGCUGCACUGAGCUGCCAGUCGGCCCAGUGACACAGCUGGUAGUGCUGCCGUCCCACCGUGCUGGAGAUCUGAGUUCAAUCCCAAUUUCGGCUCCUAUCUCUGUGAAGUUUGCCAUUUCUCGAGGUUCCAACGUGCAUAAAUAAUGCCUUGUGAGGUACCAGAGGCAGAGCAGCAUGUUAACAUAUGUAGGUGGCUUGGGAACUUCUGUGUCCCUUCCAUCAUUUUUGUGGUUCCAUCAGAGUCUGAGCCUCUGAGUCCUGGCCCAAAGUGUCACCUAUCCAUGUUCUCCAGAGAUGCUGCCUGACCGCCAAGUUACUCCAGCACUUUGUGUCCUUUUAUGUAAUCCACCAUCUGUAGUUCCUUGUUUCUACUUUCAAACAAUAUUUUAAGUUUCACUUAGCCCCAAGCCAUUUAAUCCAAAAACUAAUACUUAAUAUUGAAUGGGUGCUCUGCGGAACUGCAAACCUGGUUAUUAUUUAUGGAGUGUAUCAAAUACUAUUUUUUUUUCUCAGUUGGUAUUGCUGGAACAUGAUCCACAUGAGUCCAUUACCUUUCUGGUUAUCCCACCUGCAUUCUCACUGCAACUAGAUGAUGCAACAUCUUAUUCCUGAUGUUUUGCUUCCGAUCCACUUGCAUCUUUAAUGGAGGACUAUCACUGCCAACAGUCCAGCUGGUUGGGAAUUGGGGCAAACAAGCUUUAAUCUCCCUGCUCUAUCUUGGGCCAGUGGUGCUCAGUCCUACUUGCAAGUUCCCAUACCAAACACCUUUAUCCCCAUGGCCGCAGUAACCUCUUGUGCCUCCUUGGGUCCAAAUAAACUCGAGGCUUUGUUGCAAUAACUCUGACAAAGCAGAGCAGUUCAUGAGCUGUUGACUGAUAAAUUGGAGCCUGAGAUUCCUCUUUAUGCCUUGAUGACCUGAUAAUUGUCAAAAUGUAAUUGAUGAUUAAAAGAGAUUUAAAAGAUCCAAUCAAUUAACAUAAAAUCGAAAAAAUAAAAUAGUCAUACAGUCAUAGAGUUAUAUGGCAUGGAACCAGACUCACACCAACCAACCCGUCCCAUCUACACUAAUCCCACCUGCCUGCGUUUGGCCCAUAUCCCUCUAAACAUGUCCGAGCCCCCCUCCCCUCAUUCCGGUAUAAACACAUUUCUUCCACCAUCUCCCACCUCCACUAUCACCCUACUCCUUUCCCCUGCUUUGUGUGCUCUUCUCCACCCCCAUCCUACAUGUCCUUGUUUCCAUUUUCUUUCCCUUCCCUCAUCCCCUUCUACCUAUAUCCCUCCCUUCAGCUUUAUAUUUAACCUCUAAUAUGACAAUCUUUGCCUCCUUUUCACCUCUAUCCUUUGUCACUUACUCCACAUCUGCCAAUCACUCUCCCUCCCUGACCUGUAUCCACCUAUCACUUGCCAGGCUUUGUCCCACACCCACCUCUUCAUUGUCAUUACACAGAUUAACAUGGCAAACUCCUGUCUAGCUCCAGACACAUAACUGGAAUGCAUCCAGAUUACAGGUGUAUGUGGUUUCAAAUGCUGGAAACAUUCCUAAUUACCGUUCGUAUUCUGUAAGUUAGCAUCUUCAGUUGACAAAUAUAAUUCUUAAAUAGGUUAUGUUUCCUUGGUAUCUUGCACUGAAAAUGAUAAAUGCUUUCUAUACAUCAACCAGCUAGUUAUUCUACAUUGUUAAUCGAUGUGUUGUUAAUCAAGGCCACAUAUCAGAGAUACCUUCUUGGGAACUUUGCCUGAAGUGAAUUCACUGGGUAGAUUUGUGGAACCUUUACACACUGCAAAUGGGCAUAAGAAAAUAUAGAAUAAACCACUUAUAACUCAUGUCCUAGAUGGUCUGUGUUUAUGCUUGUGUAGAAUGCAUGAUCGUUAGUUUAGUACACUAAAUAGAACAGUAUAUAUUUAUAUUUAUACACUAUAUUCUCAGAGUGUAAGCCACCAUCUGACUGAAAUUUUGUUAGUUGAAUGUUGUUUAUCCCAACUGAUGAUGAGGUGAACUCUGCGUGUGUCUCUUUGGAACUCACAAGUGUGAUUGUUAUUGUGUAUAUCUGUAUAGAAGUAAUAAAAUAUGUUUAAUUACUUCCUUUCCAA